Theileria annulata is the source of this 1362-nucleotide messenger RNA. RefSeq lists its product as uncharacterized. Lineage: Eukaryota; Apicomplexa; Aconoidasida; Piroplasmida; Theileriidae. The record is from RefSeq and is a predicted model, not a curated record. Bases 1 to 1362 code for a protein of 453 amino acids. The transcript has 2 exons.
AUGCUCAAUGUCACUAAAGCCAAUCUACUUAAAAAUCAAGCUGCAGGUAUGUCAACCGAUGCUGGAACACUACAUGAUAAUGCCAACCAACUGGCCUCUCAAGCUAAGGGUGCUAGCGCUCUAGAUCCUGAGGCACUUAAACAAAAAGCUGGUGAAAAUGAUUCCGAUCCUGACAAACUCCGACAAUUGGCCACAACACUUCAUGAUAGAGCCAAUGCCCUAUACAGUGCAAUGGGUAGUGAUAGUCCUCCUGGUAAAGCGGAAGCCCAAGCACUUGCCGCUGCUGUCGGUCCUGAAGAUAGGGCUCCUGAGGAUGGUAAACCUAAUACUCUUCGACAGGCACUCGCAGCACUUGGUGAUGAUAAAGGUACUGAUCCUGGUCAACUACCUGCUCUGGCCAAUGUUGUUAAAGAACAAUACGACAAAGUCAAACUUCUAUACGCUGCAGUUCAGAAACAAAAAGCUAAUUAUACUGAUGACAAGGGUCAAGCACAAUAUGGUAGAGUUGUAACCGCAUGGAAUGCUUUCAAUAAUCUCUACCAAGAGGCUUUCAAGGCUGAAAUUAGUACACAGACUUUCCCAAGUAUGAUGUCAAUGUCACUACUCCUGGUAACUGCGGCCCAAGCACUUAAAGAGAUGGCUCAAAGUGUUGGUACACUUAGUGAUCUUGGUAAUAAAGCCGGCACUCUAGCCUCUGAAGCUGGAACUCUAGCCGGCGGUACUGCUUCUAAUGCCGACAACGUAAUAACCAACUACAACACAUUAGAAGGAACAUACAAUGGACUAAGUACUCCUACUGAGAAGGCCAAGGUCGAGAAGGAAUUUGGAACUGUCAAACAUCUAUACGACCGAAUGCUCAAUGUUACUAAGGCCAAGAAACUUAAAGAUGCAGUUGGUACUGGUUCGGGUGACAAUAAGAUAUGGCAUAAGGCCAGCCAACUAUAUGAAAAAGCCAACUCACUAGCAGAAGCCUCUAAUCUUCGAGCUCCAGAAGAUCAACAACCUGAUACUCACAAAGAACUCAGAAAUCUUGCCGAAACACUUCGUGAUGCUGUAGGAGAAAGUACCAGCUCUGGUCUCCAAAAGGCCCUCACAGAUCUCAAUGGUGCCAGAACUGAUGAUCCCAAGGACUUAAUUACUAAGGCCCAAGAUGUAGUCACUAAGUACAAUGCUGUCGUUGAAGCCUAUGAUAAUGUCACCGAAAAAGAACAGUCAUAUACUGCUGCUCUUGGUGGUCCUGGUGGUGAUUUUGCAGCUAAAUACACCCAAGUUGAAUCUGCUUUCACUGCACUUCAAACCGCCUACAACCUUGGAAAGUGUAAGGCUAUCGUUCCUAUUUUUGACAAACCUUGGAUUAGAUAA